Molecule: messenger RNA, 504 nt
Organism: Solanum verrucosum
Lineage: Eukaryota; Viridiplantae; Streptophyta; Magnoliopsida; Solanales; Solanaceae
Product: putative disease resistance protein RGA3
Exons: 2
Coding region: 1-504 (167 amino acids)
Molecular function (GO): ADP binding
Source: RefSeq, a predicted model, not a curated record
AUGCCAAUUCGAGAAAUAGAUUUUGUAAUAGUUGCUUCAGAUGUUAUUGGUAGACACAUGGAUGUUGCUGAAAUAAAGGAGAAGAUUUUAAACAUGAGAAGGGAUGUUGUUCUGUGCACCAUUUCCAUACGUGUUGACUCUACAUCAUGGCUUGAGUUCAUUGACACCUUGAGAGGAAUAAAUACAUCCAAAGGAAACUGCAUUCUCGUGACUACUCAUAUGAAGAGGGUGGCAUCCACAAUACCAGUAGAUCUUCAUAUGUUGGGAAGAUUGACAAGAGAUCAUUGUUGGUCCAUUUUUAAUCAAAGAGCAUUUGUUGAUGGGGAAGUUCCAGAGGAAGUAGUGAGCAUGAAGAACAGGAUUGUUGAAAUGUGUCAAGGUCUACCAUUGGCUGCAAGUGUAUUGGAGGCCUCUUACGCAAUAAGUAAAAACAUGAAUGGCAGGCAAUUCUUGAAGACAACCCCCUUGUUGCAGGUGAAUAUGAUAACGGGAAAAAUAGCUUAA